UUGGUGUAAUUGAGGCAACAGUUUGUGAGGUGGGUAAUCAGGACAGGUUAAUUGACCUGUGACCGGUCAAAGGUUACGCGUGGCAACAUGGCAGGCGUGCUGUUUGAAGAUAUCUUCGACGUCAAAGACAUCGACCCUGACGGCAAGAAGUUCGACAGAGUGUCCAGACUCCACUGUGAAAGUGAGAGUUUUAAGAUGGAGCUGAUCCUGGACGUGAACACACAGGUGUAUCCUGUGGACAUAGGAGACAAGUUCAGACUUGUCCUAGCAAGCACACUGCGGGAAGAUGGUGCUCCUGAUGAUGGGGAAUACAUCCCCAACGACGGUACGCCAUCCCGUGCUGACCAGUUCGAAUACGUCAUGUACGGCAAGAUCUACAGAAUAGAGGGCGACGAUACACACACAGAGACUGCCACCAGACUGUCAGCCUAUGUGUCGUACGGGGGCCUCCUGAUGAGGCUACAGGGGGAUGCUAACAACCUGCACGGCAUGGAGGUGGAUAAACAUGUCUACCUGCUCAUCAAGAAACUGGCUUUCUAGGUGCCAACAAAGCUGUCAGAAUCUACAUGUCAAGGCUUUCUUCAGCUUAAAUUUUUUUUGUUCCACUCAUUGUUUGGGAGCCAAUGUUGUUGAUUUUCUUGGUUUAAGGAAAAUACAUGAAAGUACAGUUUCAACAGUUUCAUGUUACUUUUGGGACGGAUGGGGUAAAAUCAUUUUCCAUUCCAAGUAAAUUUCUGUCCCAGGACAGGAGGACGGGUCCUGGAGAAAGCCCUGCUACAUGAACAUAUAUGUGAACCUUGCUAUUUUACGUCGUGUAUAUUGAAUUGUCCCAUCCACGUGACUGUAGCUACAUGUAGAUCUCACAAAACACUCAUUGUUUCAUUGUUGUUGAUCCUUUUUUUUGUAGAAUGUUGUAUGGAGGUGUGUGUUUAGUAAUCUAACUUUCUUAAGUUGAUGGACAUAGCCCAUAUUGUAUCAAGUUCUGCUUGCAAGUUUGAAGCAGAGCUCAUUUCAAAUGGGAGAGAAAUUUCAUUUUCUUCACUUCCCUACUUCUAAAAUAUGUGUUCUUUACACUACUACACAUUGUGUCUAAUGGAAUUGGAGUUUUGUAACUUUACCUUAGUCUGAUUAUUGGAUAGUCUACUACAACCACUACUACAAUAACUGCUAUUAUAAUUCAGUAGUCUAGAAUUUUUCUGUAUGGUUGGUUGACAUAGUUAUUGGAAGAUUCAUAAUAAAUUUUAGCUUUCAUGUUCAUAUUUGAGGCAUUUAACAGCAUUUUCCAUAUUAAGUUUUGACAGAUUCAUAAGAAAUGAAUCAGGACGACCAUUUUUGGAGAAAGAAUGACUGCUCAUAAAAUAAAAAGGUCACAAAAAGUGACACUA
Messenger RNA from Branchiostoma floridae (Florida lancelet), 1385 nucleotides. RefSeq names its product DNA-directed RNA polymerases I, II, and III subunit RPABC3. The record is from RefSeq and is a predicted model, not a curated record. Lineage: Eukaryota; Metazoa; Chordata; Leptocardii; Amphioxiformes; Branchiostomatidae. Gene Ontology annotation, cellular component: RNA polymerase I complex; RNA polymerase II, core complex; RNA polymerase III complex. Gene Ontology annotation, molecular function: DNA-directed RNA polymerase activity. The coding region runs from base 88 to 540 and encodes 150 amino acids. The transcript is spliced from 4 exons. Gene Ontology annotation, biological process: DNA-templated transcription.